AUGUCAUUUACUUCACCAAUGCCAUCUCAGGAGUUUUUGUGGGACGUCUUUCAAAAGGUUGACAGAGACCGUUCAGGAUUUAUCUCAUCUGAUGAGCUGCAAUUGGCACUUUCAAAUGGCACUUGGCAGCCAUUCAACAAAGAAACUAUUAGGCUCAUGAUUGGAAUGUUUGACAAACAAAAUACAGGAACAGUCAAUUUUCAAGAUUUUGGAGCUUUGUGGAAAUACGUUACAGACUGGCAAAACUGUUUCCGUAGCUUUGACACAGACAAUUCAGGAUCAAUUGAUAAAAAUGAAUUAAAGACAGCACUAACAUCAUUCGGAUAUCGUUUGAGUGACUGGCUUGUAGAAAUGCUAAUAAGAAAAUAUGAUCGAUAUGGACGAGGAACUGUCUUAUUUGAUGACUUUAUUCAAUGCUGUGUCACAUUAUAUACAUUAACAAAUGCAUUUCGGGCAUAUGAUACAAAUCAAUCAGGUGUCAUUACUAUUCAUUAUGAACAGUUCUUGAGCAUGGUCUUUUCCUUAAAGUCAUAA
Messenger RNA from Chironomus riparius, 534 nucleotides. Lineage: Eukaryota; Metazoa; Arthropoda; Insecta; Diptera; Chironomidae. The record is from the annotation of a GenBank genome assembly.